Molecule: messenger RNA, 5342 nt
Organism: Anopheles funestus (African malaria mosquito)
Lineage: Eukaryota; Metazoa; Arthropoda; Insecta; Diptera; Culicidae
Product: fibroblast growth factor receptor homolog 1-like
Exons: 11
Coding region: 1113-4166 (1017 amino acids)
Biological process (GO): cell surface receptor protein tyrosine kinase signaling pathway; positive regulation of kinase activity; protein phosphorylation
Cellular component (GO): signaling receptor complex
Molecular function (GO): ATP binding; transmembrane receptor protein tyrosine kinase activity
Source: RefSeq, a predicted model, not a curated record
CGAAACAUAUUUUCUCAGUCCGUUACUGACUGUCCGUUCGUUAAGACGCACGCAGUAAGUUCUGUUUGCAACGCUACGGUACGGAAGAUUUUCCACAGAGCAACCGCGCGUGCGUAUGUUGUCUGUGCCUGAACACCCCGACGGUCGAAUAGUUUUUGUUUGCGAGUGCAGUGUGCAUGUGGUGCGUAUCGCUCCUGGUGCCGUUCUUUUUUUUUGGUUAAAGGUGCAUUUUCCAUAUGUGAAAUGUGAAACUCCAUGUGUUGUGCAGUGAAGAUAAAACGGCCAGUAAAAGGAGACGCAACAGACGGAGCAAGGAAUAAAAAAAAACACACAGAAGAAAGAAAUGUUUCAAAAGAAGAGAGCAUAAAAGUAAAGCAUUUUACCGAUCAUGUGUUUAAGGGGUUUAUCAUAGAGCAAGUGACUAAAAAUUGGAAUUUAAAAAAGAAGGCUUAAAUCGGCAUUACCACAGUGAACAAGCGUAUGUUGGAUGAUCAUUAUAAAAGUGUCGCAGAAAAAAAAAGUGCAUUUCAUUGAGCGCAAACAAAUAAUCAGUGUAUUGAAGUGCAGAAACAAAACAAAAAAAAUAGUCAGCAACAACAGCGAAACGAACACCGAAACCGAGUAGGAAAGAAAGAAAACAACAAACACGGAAUAGUAUCGGAUCGAUUGUCAUUCGAUCUGCGAUAUUUGUCCUUUGCGUUCGAAGUGUUCGGUAUCAUCGCGAACCGCAAAAAAAGGUACAUCAAGUGUAAUGCCGCAAAUCGUUGUGGUUUAAACGAAGAAGUGAACGGUUUUUUCCAAACGGAAAUCUGAAAAGCAACAGCGAACAAAUUGGAUUACGCAAAAAACGGAUCACACGGUUACGCUAGGAAGCUGUCAACACACAAUCAGAACGCAUCCUACAAACGUUAUUACGGUGGUGUAAAUCCAUACUUACGAAACGACCAUGCAGCUGGCCAGGUUCAAGGUGGAUGAAUGUGUGAAACCGUGCGUCAUCGAACCGUCUGGUGAACGAUCGACGAUCGCGUAAAAACGAGGAAGGACCAAUAGUGCGACCAGUGCGAGCAAUCAGAAGGAGCGAUUGUGAAGUGAUUGUGGAGUUGUUUUGUGUUAUGUUGCUUAAAAAAAUAUCCAUAAUUAUGGCUCCAAGGGGGGUAUAUUGGUGGUGUAUUGUGGCAGUCUUCGUAAGUCUGUGCAUUGCGCAAAGUACACCGUACAAGCUAUCACAAUCCGACCCGGACACGAUACGGAUCAAUUUAGGCAAUAAAAAGCUCGUGAAGGAAACGGUCCCACUCUAUACAAAGUUGAUCAUCAAGUGCAAUUUCGACAGUCCCACGUGGUAUAGGAAUGGCAAAUUGAUUGCAGUGGAUCAUAAGCGUGCGAAAUCACUUCGUUUUGAACAAGUUCGCAAAACUGAUGCCGGUUACUAUUCAUGCGGUUCCGAAUUUAACGAAUGGUCCAAUCUGACACUGUCCGUGUUCAGCCAGGAAACGGACCAAUACCAGAGCGAUGGUGCCGGAAUGGCAAAUCUAGAACGCAAAAGUUUGCAUGCAACAUCAUCCGGUCCCGCGUCCAGUGGUGUUAAGCCGCUAGACAUACUAGACAACGAACUGAAGGAAGGUCCUCCGCGUAUACUUGGUACACGGGACGAUUCAUACCCGAGCUCGGUAGUGCGUGAGGUGGGUGAAGAUUAUCGAUUAAAGUGUGACGCGAUCGGUCAGCCAAUACCGCACAUAAGCUGGCAGAAGGAUGGCCAAGAAUAUCGUGACAAUUCGUACAAAUCGACCAUCGUGUUCAAGCAGCUAAUGCCGACGGACGCCGGAACAUACGUGUGCGUGGUGUGCAAUGUGCAUGGCUGCGUUAAUUCUACUACCGAGCUAGAGGUCGUAGAAUCGGGAGAACUUGAGCCUGCAUAUAUUCAGCACAACACGAUGGAAAGCCAUUCGCAGGUGCAGGGAGAUGUACGAUCGGGUCCCGCCCAAGACACGGUGAUGGUGCGAGCCAUGGGACGAUACUAUCCUGUUGCGACCGAGAAACGGCUGCAACAGCCCGAAGAGGACUUGGAAGAUGAAGAUGAGGACGAUGAGGGUGAAGACCCGACAAAUGGAACCGGUGUCCAUGGUGCUGAAACGACGGAGGAUAGUGCUGGAGCAGUGAAUGGGUCCGGUACGCCACCGCCCGACCGUUGGCCCGAAUUCAUGAAGAAGGAACACAUGCCAAAGAUUGUGUCUAAACCAUCGGGCAACAUGGUACGGUUGCGGUGUCCUGCCGACGGGUAUCCGAAACCAAACAUAACCUGGACGAAGGAUAGGCGCGAAAUUGAACGCACCAUGGGCCAAGUGAAGAAGGUUAACUGGGCAAUCGUGCUGGAGGAUCUAGUGCCACAGGAUUCCGGCUUUUACACCUGUAUUGUAUGUAACCGUGUGGGAUGCAUCGACUUCACUACCAAACUCGAAGUGAAAGAUCGCUUUCCAGCACGUCCACUUUUUACCGAACGUCCGAAGAAUGUGACCACACUGGUUAACACCACCGCCAUCUUUCGCUGCCCGACUCUGUCCGAACUGGAACCACACAUUGAGUGGGUGAAGCUACGAAUUGUCGAGUUGGAAAAUGUGUCCAUACCGGAAAAUCUUAAACUACAGCGCGAUCCGGACAAUCCAGAAGUGCUGACGUUGGAAAACGUAACUCACGCAGACGAAGGUUGGUAUACCUGUAUUGCGGCCAACAGUCUUGGUGCAUCGUACGAGAGUGCUUAUCUGCAGGUGUUGGACGAACUGCCACCGGAAGAUAAUCCGACGGCCCAUCCCGUUAGAACUCACUCGACGCUGAUCAUGGGCAUGACGUUCUUUCUGUGCGUCUGCUUCCUGGUGCUAGCCGGUGUGGUAAUCAUUGUCUGCAAAAAGUUAAAGCGCGAAAAGAUGAAGCAUCGUGCCAUGGAACACGUAAACCAAUGGACGAAGAAGGUGAUCGUGUUGAAGCAACCGAUCGUCGAGAGCAGCAUACCGGGCAUGUCAGAGGCAUUGCAAAUGCCGAUUGUUCGCAUCGAAAAACAACGUUCGACGCUAGUGCAAAGUGGAAACUGUGAUCCCACCAUGAUCUCUGAGUACGAAUUUCCGAUUGAUUUGAAUUGGGAAUUUCCCCGCAACAAGCUGCAUCUUGGCAAGAGUCUCGGUGAGGGAAUGUUUGGAAAGGUCGUCAUGGCUGAAGCGCACGGGCUUGUUAAAGGUCAUCCAUCUACCGUGGUUGCGGUUAAGAUGUUAAAGGAGGGACACACGGAUGCCGAUGUGAAGGAUCUCGUAUGCGAAAUGGAGGUAAUGAAGAUGAUCGGAAAGCAUGUGAAUAUCAUCAAUCUACUGGGAUGUUGCUGCAAGGAUGGACCGCUGUACGUGAUUGUGGAGUACGCUCCACAUGGCAAUCUGAAGAAUUUUCUACGAAGUCAUCGCUUUGGAUCAAACUACGAGGCAACCAAUGAGAAGGAAAAGAAAAUUCUCACCCAAAAGGAGCUUAUUUCGUUCGCGUAUCAGAUAGCAAGGGGCAUGGAACAUUUGGCUUCGAGAAGGUGCAUUCAUCGAGAUUUGGCGGCCCGAAAUAUACUGGUAAGCGAUAACUACGUGAUGAAGAUAGCCGAUUUUGGAUUAGCAAGAGACAUCCACGAUCAGGAAUAUUACCGAAAGACGACAACUGGUAAACUACCGAUCCGAUGGAUGGCACCGGAAUCUCUGGAAGAAAAGUUCUACGACUCACAAAGCGAUGUAUGGUCUUUUGGCGUUCUUUUGUGGGAAAUUAUGACACUAGGAGGAAAUCCAUAUCCGUCGAUACCAACGUGGGAUAACUUGUUGGAACACUUAAAAAAAGGGAAACGGAUGGAAAAACCUCCCCUUUGUUCGAUUGAAAUAUAUCUUUUCAUGCGAGAGUGUUGGCAUUAUCGACCGGAAGAGCGGCCCACGUUCAGUGAAAUUGUGCAACACUUGGAUCGGCUUGUGAGCAUAACGUCCAAUGAAGAGUACCUAGACCUAGGAUUACCGCAACUAGAAACACCCCCCUCUAGUGACGAUAGCAACGACGAAGAGGAUGAGGAAGAUUGUGACGAUCAAACGGGCACGGAACACGAACGUGUACAUAUGUAUCGAUUUAAUAGAAGCUACAACAACGACUGUAUCUACUAACCAUUGUGCCAAGCAGAAAGGGUAUAAUUAUUUAAGAUGAGUCUCGUUUUGAGCAAUCUCAUUGUAGAAUAUUUAUUUUAAAGCGUUGGGUGAAUGUGAUUGUAUGUUUGUGUAGAAGCUAGAAUUGUUUGGUGCAAAGCUUUUCAGUAGUUCUGAAUGGUAAAACUGUCAUCACCACUGGAUGGUGUUAGUAGGAUAAGACAACGACUGCAGCUGUACAGAAUCAGGAAGAGAGGAGCACGAAAGAUAAACCUCUAGGAUGAAUGGGUUUUAUAGGGACGAUCUCCGGUUUAGGAAGCGAUAUGAAUAAUUGUAGCAAGAUGAGCUUCAAAUUCUCCGGGCAUCAUUUGGCGCGAAUUGUUUAUCUCCCUAAAGGAAGAGAUCAUCAUGGUAGAGUCGUAAUAACUGCAGAAUAACCAAGCAAUAGAAUGGUGUAAGAUGAGAAUACAAUGUCCAAUGUAGGAUUACAAUUAUCAGAUCAUGGAAAGUUAACGAAUGCUUAUUUGCUUCACAACAAGUUCGUGUAAGGGUUGGAGGACUUUUAGUAUCCAGCAUGGUUGUUACACGUGUCGCAUGCUAAUAGACGUUAAGUUUGAACAAGACUGUAUUUAUUUGAUGUAAUUAAGAUCCGCUUAGCCGUUAAUUAGCAACAAAACUAAGGAGGGAAAACUAGUCAAUAACUGCAGAUCCUUUCGAGCAGCACAUCCAAAUCUUAUUGUGUAAAAACCAGUACCAUGACCACAUUGAGGCCAUUACAUGUUUAUUCAUUUUAUAUGUCGAAGAUUGCUUUACGAGUCAUGAUUUGAACGCCAAAGCAAUCCCAAUCCGAGUUUAGUAGUCACGUAAUUACGUGUGUAUUUUAAUGAAAUUACUUUAAGUGACAAAUUUCGAAAAUGUAAGAGCGAAAAACAGAAUGGUGUUUACAACGAAUCGGGUUUAGCUUCAUGAAAGGUUUACUGUUUAUGGAAGAAAAGAUAUAGUGAAAUGUGGACGGUAUAGGACAAUUCUGUAGGACAUCCCAUGGAGGUCACAUGCAUACGUAAGAGUAGGUAGCUUGGGAACAAGUCCAACGAGUAUUAUUGUACAUAGAUUGUAGAUGAGCAAAACAACCAAAACUGACAAACAAUUGUAAAAAAUCGAAACUAUGAAUAAAGUUUAAGCAAAAUAACCAAUUUA